This is a messenger RNA of Photinus pyralis (common eastern firefly), 1716 nucleotides long. Its product is annotated as glutamate receptor ionotropic, delta-1-like. Gene Ontology annotation, molecular function: ligand-gated monoatomic ion channel activity. The transcript has 7 exons. Gene Ontology annotation, cellular component: membrane. The coding region runs from base 1 to 1545 and encodes 514 amino acids. The record is from RefSeq and is a predicted model, not a curated record. NCBI's taxonomy places the organism in Eukaryota, Metazoa, Arthropoda, Insecta, Coleoptera, Lampyridae.
AUGGGCAAAUGCUACUACUGCAAUAUAAUAAUUAAUAUAUCAGCGUUGUUACUUGAAAAUCCAAUCACAUCACAUUUUGAGAAAUUUCCAACCCCAGCUGUAGCUGGAUUAGAGAAAGAAUUGCGUGGAAAACAUUUGAAAAUUGGUACCCUUCAGAAUGGAGUACUUAGUGAUGCACAUUGGCACAACGAUACCUGGUAUGGAACAGGGGCAGCCUUCCAAGUAAUCGAACUUUUACAGAAGAUGUACGGAUUUCAGUUUUCUGUUGUUCGUGAAAAUCGUUUAGGUUCACAGGAAAAGGGUCUUCUCGGUUUAGUUUAUAAUGAACAAGUUGACUUGGCAGCCGCGUUUCUACCUGUCACAGCACUCUACUCGGAAUACACCACUUUCUCAACAACCUUAGACAUGGGCGAAUGGGUCGCUAUAAGGAAACGCCCAGAGAAACUGGCGUCGGACACGUUUGGAUUACUCGAACCGUUUUCAACGAAUCUUUGGAUUUGCAUCUUGUGUUCGCUGAUAGUUGUCGGAUUUGCAUUAUUUUCUCUCAUGCGGAUUUUUAAAAGAUACUGCAAUACGUUAGCCCAAAGAAAGUCAUUAAUUGACUGUUGGUGGUUUGUAUAUGGCGCUUUACUAAAGCAAACUACUACCUUAGGACUAAAAACAGAUUCCGCGCGAGUGACGAUUGCUUCAUGGUGGAUAUUUGCUACUCUGAUCACCGCAAUUUACACUGCCAACCUAACGACUUACCUGACAAUAUCUGAGCUUCCCUUAUCGGUUAGUGACAUUGCGUCCAAGAGGUACCCGUUGAUAAUAAAGACAGACAGUCUAAUUGAAACAUUAAUCAACAAUAAUUUGGAAGAACUUCACGUCACUUACAAAAAUUCAAGGAAAGUCUUUGUCAAUAGCAACGAUGAUGACAUUCUCACGCAUUGCAUUAGCAAUAACCAAAGUCACGUAUACAUCGCCGAGCAGCCCAACAUAAAUAGGGUUUUGCACCAACGCAUCCAAACGCAACAGGGAUGCCCUUUUAUCAACUUGGGUUCUGUGUACACUUCACCUCGUGCUUUUGCUUACUCCAGGUCAUUCAGAUUUGGAUCAUUGUUUGACAAAGCCAUACGCAACCUAGUGGAGACCGGCCUGGUGCAACAUUUGACUAAAAUGCAUCUUCCAGAUGGAGACAUUUGCCCACUUAAUUUGCGUAGAGUAAAAAGGCAACUAAACAACACUCACGUGGCACUGGCCUAUUAUAUAUUGGUGGGGGGUUUUCUGCUAGCUUUAAUUAUGUUUUGUGCAGAAAUCAGUAGGAAGGUACUUAAACAAAGACAAAGUAGGGUGUUUACAAAGGAAUCAAAAAUAAGCCUUCCGCCAGCCCACUUUAUGAAUAUGUUGUUAUCGCCUUGCUUGGAUUAUUUCCCAACCGUUACUAAGAAAUUUAUAAACGGGAGGUAUUAUUGGGUUACCAGUUGCCAAGGCGAAGUACGACUAGUUCCAAUUCGGGCGGCAUCCUCACUCAUUUUUGUGAAACGGAUGCGAAGCAGUGUGUAAAACCAUGGCAGGUAUACGAAAUGCGCUUUUUUAUCCAUUAGAACACUUAGUGUGACUGUCUUGAACAUCUUAUUGAUAUUAAACAAUUUUAGAUUGAGUGCUUUUUCAUCCUACACAGAAUGGUUUACAGUCUCUUUGGAUUAGUAUGGCUGGCGACACCAUUUACAAAUC